AGUUUGUCUUUCAGGAUCUUCUAGAACGUACAGCCGGGCUGCAUUGUUGUUCUUGAAGACCUGUUUGUGAUUUUUGAUCAAAGUUACCAUGCCGAACAUCAAACUUUUUAGUGGAACUUCGCACCCCGAUCUUGCCCAACGGAUUGUUGAUCGACUUGGAAUUGAGCUUGGCCGUGUUGUCACGAGAAAGUUUAGCAACCUGGAAACAUGUGUCGAAAUCCAGGAAUCUGUCCGAGGAGAAGACGUCUAUAUCGUCCAAAGCGGUUCCGGUGAGAUCAAUGAUAAUCUCAUGGAGUUGCUGAUCAUGAUUAACGCGUGCAAGAUUGCAUCCUCGUGCCGAGUGACAGCGGUUAUUCCCUGUUUCCCGUACGCUCGACAAGACAAAAAGGACAAAAGUCGUGCACCGAUAUCCGCCAAACUUGUGGCGAACAUGUUAUCCGUCGCUGGUGCUGACCACAUCAUAACCAUGGAUUUACACGCGUCGCAAAUUCAGGGUUUUUUCGAUAUUCCGGUUGAUAAUUUGUACGCUGAACCAGCGGUUUUGAAAUGGAUCAAAGAAAACAUUGAUGAAUGGCGGAAUUCGAUCAUCGUGUCGCCGGACGCAGGAGGAGCGAAAAGAGUUACUUCCAUAGCAGACAGACUGAAUGUUGAGUUCGCUCUUAUCCAUAAAGAGCGAAAAAAGGCGAAUGAAGUCGCGUCGAUGGUCUUGGUUGGAGACGUGAAAGACCGGAUAGCAAUUCUUGUUGAUGACAUGGCGGAUACGUGUGGAACCAUCUGCCACGCUGCUGAAAAGCUCAUGGAGGCCGGAGCGACGAAAGUGUACGCCAUUUUGACUCACGGCAUUUUUUCGGGUCCUGCGGUGUCUCGCAUCAACAAUGCGUGUUUUGAGGCUGUCGUAGUUACGAAUAGCAUUCCGCAAGACUUGCACAUGAAGGACUGUCCCAAGAUCCAGUGCAUAGACGUGUCGAUGAUAUUCGCCGAAGCCGUCCGUCGUACGCAUAACGGAGAAUCUGUUUCCUACCUCUUCUGUAAUGUGCCGUACUGA
This is a messenger RNA of Notodromas monacha, 1045 nucleotides long. NCBI's taxonomy places the organism in Eukaryota, Metazoa, Arthropoda, Ostracoda, Podocopida, Cyprididae. The record is from the annotation of a GenBank genome assembly.